AAGGGCCCCAUUUGUCUGAAGGCCUAUGAGGGUCUCCUGCUGCUGUCAGGUCUCCAGUCUGGACCCUCGGGGGACAUCCUGUCCAGUCAGACCCUGCUGGGGGAGCUGCUGGUGGGGAAACUGCUGGAGCUGUACUCCGCGCUGCCGCUGGAGGGCCUGGACCCUGGACAGUUGCUUCACACGAGAGUUUUCUUUUCUCGUGUGGUGUUGACUGGUUGGUGUCCCACGUUGGCGGACGUGAACGUUCGUCCGUCUCGUACCCAUCUCCGUUUCUGUCUCCGUUCCAGGUCUGAGCAGAUCAUCUGGCUCUCCACCUCCAUGCUCUGUGCCGUGGUCAGACUGGUCCAGUCCGCCUCUCUGUUGGACCAACUGGUCCACUUCCUGUUGAGGACGCAGACGGUGACACGCCUGCUGUUGGAGCGCUGCGACCACAUCUCAGACCAGAUCAGCAUGGCGUCUCUGUCUCUGCUGGAGGAGUUACUACAGAAGCCACACAGGGACAUUCUGAACAUCCUGGUAUUGGACUAUCUGCAGAGGCAGACCUAUUUGUCUCCACAGUCUUCUGGUGUGGACGACAGAGGCGCUGAAGACAGGGAGGACAGCGAUGACCUCGAGGACGACCCCUUCUUCACAGACAACCUCUUCUCCAACACCCAGACCCUUCAUCCUCCCCCUUCCCCUCCUCCCCUCUCUGGACCCGGGUCACCGGCUGAUGUCAUCAACAGUUUCCUCUGCCUCGUUCCUGUCCAGGUUCGAUCGGCUCAGCUGAUAAAGGAGGGAGGAUACGAGUCAUAUGUUCAUGAUGCUCAUACAUUG
Messenger RNA from Cynoglossus semilaevis (tongue sole), 816 nucleotides. RefSeq names its product protein FAM160B2-like. The annotation marks the transcript as partial. The transcript has 5 exons. The record is from RefSeq and is a predicted model, not a curated record. NCBI's taxonomy places the organism in Eukaryota, Metazoa, Chordata, Actinopteri, Pleuronectiformes, Cynoglossidae.